Molecule: messenger RNA, 1799 nt
Organism: Pistacia vera
Lineage: Eukaryota; Viridiplantae; Streptophyta; Magnoliopsida; Sapindales; Anacardiaceae
Exons: 2
Coding region: 301-1536 (411 amino acids)
Source: RefSeq, a predicted model, not a curated record
AUGUUGUUGUUGUUCUUAAUCAUAUCUCUCACGCACGCGGUAAUGUAAAUUUCUCCACGUUAUUGUUUUUCCACCCUUUUCUCUCUCUAGGAAUUUCCCUUCAGGUUCAGGGUUCUAUUUCUUUAAAAUAAUCAAACCUGUAAUCAUGUAAACAGCUCCACCAUUAAUAUUUCUCCAACAAUUUUUUAACCAUCUUCAUGCAAAUUCUCCAACUUCUGUUUUUUUCUUUGAUUUGAAUUUCAUUUCAUUCAAAGGAAGAAGAAGAAGAAGAGAGACAAUUAUCAAACUACCAACAUAAACAUGCCUUUGCCAUGGAAAAAGAACAACAAAGUUUCAAGUCUUUCGCGUUUGGUGGCGGGUCUUCAUCACUCGCCUAAACGCGGCGGAUCUCUCGUCGUUGAGACUGGUUUUCCCACCUCUCUUGUUGAUCUCUUCGUUAAGAACAAAGAUCGCUUGAAAAAACCAUCAAAAAGGAAGUCUCCACCGUAUUCUCCGCUUCAUAGCAUCCGUUCUCCGCCGCCACCGCCACCGCCACCGCCACCGUCUCCGGUGCGAAGGUCGGUGUCUGCGGCUGGCUUGGUGGUAAGUUCGCUAUCUGGGUUUGAAGGGACGAAGCGAAAUGUUGAGGAUUUAGUUGUGUUAAAUGAAUGUGAUGGCGGUGCGGAUGGGGAUGGGAUGAUGGAGAAGGGGUUUUUUGCGGUGGUUUUGAAGAUCUUGAUGGUGGUGGCUGUUGCUUUGAGUACUAAAAAGAUGGCGGUUGGAAUCACAAUGUCGGCGUUCUUACUUUUCUUGGUCGAGUAUGCCAGUUCUGGUGCUUUGGUUUUCUUGAAACCGUGUUCAAAGGCGAGAACGGUGCUUGAUUCUUUCGUUGUAAAGAUUAAAGUUUUGUAUUUUCCAAAUUCUGAGUUGAAGAAGGAUGAUGAUGAAUUGUGUUCGCAUGAGAUUCAGAGAUGCAACGAAGACUCAUCAAAAGGCCAAUCGAUUGUUAGAAGCGAUGUCUGUGAUUCUUGUGAGUUUGUUAAUGAAAUUGGAUUGAAGUCUCCGGGGAGAGAAAUUCAUGUUCCUGAUUCGAAUUGUGAUGGGGAGAAAUUGGAUGUUUUGAUACAUAAAAAGGAGAGAAGCAGAAGCGCCAAAAUAAGAAGAAAAUUUGUUAAGAAUUUUGUUCCUAAGAAGCUGCGUGAUGCAAAGAAAGAAUGGAAGAACAAAGAAAAGGAAAAGGAGAGGGAAAAGGAAAAGGAAAAGGAAAAGGAGUCUGAGUCCAACAGCGAGAUCGGUCUUGCUUGCCUGAGAGAUGAAAAAUUGGAAAAAAUUCUUGGUGAAGAACAAGACCAUGUGUUUGGUAAUAGCCAGGCUGAGGCAGACGUGGGUGAAGUUGAGGAGAUUGUUGAAAGAGAAAGAAAGGGAAAUUCAAGGUAUUUUUCAAUUCUUCUCUUGAUUGUUCUUGGUGGACUUGUAGGAGGCCGAGUUGUAGCACUUUUGUGUACACUUGGUUGGUGUUUGAUGUUAAAAUUGGUGGGAAAGUGGAGAUUCAGCUAGAAGAAGUGGUGAUGUGAAAAGAAAGAUCUUGUUUUUCUUUCCAGUGAUGGGUGUAGUUUUGGCUCUUGUUCUGAGUGUUCUUUAAGCCUCAAAAUUGUAAAUUAGAAGGUUCAGGUGUUAUAAGAUGUACAACCUUAAAUUAGAAGGUUCAGGUGUUAUAAGAUGUGCAACCUUUCUGUUGGCAGAUCCAAUUUGAGGUGUUGUAUUCUGAACUGUAAAUUUACGCAUACCAAGGACAAAAUAUAAAACUUCAUUUCAUUCCA